Cannabis sativa is the source of this 522-nucleotide messenger RNA. RefSeq names its product auxin-responsive protein SAUR21-like. The record is from RefSeq and is a predicted model, not a curated record. Gene Ontology annotation, biological process: response to auxin. Bases 107 to 403 code for a protein of 98 amino acids. The transcript has a single exon. Lineage: Eukaryota; Viridiplantae; Streptophyta; Magnoliopsida; Rosales; Cannabaceae.
ACAUAACCAAAUCAUCAAGUCCUCACAUUCUCUAGCUACUACAAAAUAUUGUUUUGAAUUACACUAAUACUUCUUCUAAAGAAAAAUCAUACAAAGGAAUAUCAACAUGGCAUUUGGAUUGACUCGUUUUGUUCAGGGUAAGAAGGCUCUUCGAAGAUCGCUUUCAGGCAUCAAAGAAGCAACUUUGAAGUGUUCAACCAUUCCAAAAGGCUACUUUGCAGUGUAUGUUGGAGAAGAUCAGAAGAAGCGUCAUGUAGUACCUCUUUCGUACCUAAAUGAGCCUUCAUUUCAAGACUUGCUUAGUAUGGCAGAAGAAGAAUUUGGAUAUGAACAUCCCAUGGGCGGACUCACAAUUCCAUGCAGAGAAGACAUCUUCAUUGAUAUCACUUCCCAGUUGAAUUGAUAAUUGUAAUAUGUAGCACUGACAUAGGUUUUCACAUAACAAAUUUUGUAAUCAUAUACUUUUACCCUUUUUCUUGGAAAAGAAAGGGAUUUUUUUUUGGCUAGUUGAGAAACUAGUAA